This is a messenger RNA of Saimiri boliviensis boliviensis (Bolivian squirrel monkey), 923 nucleotides long. It is a transcript of the gene BCDIN3D, whose product is annotated as BCDIN3 domain containing RNA methyltransferase. The record is from RefSeq and is a predicted model, not a curated record. Gene Ontology annotation, molecular function: RNA methyltransferase activity; O-methyltransferase activity. Lineage: Eukaryota; Metazoa; Chordata; Mammalia; Primates; Cebidae. Gene Ontology annotation, cellular component: cytoplasm. Gene Ontology annotation, biological process: negative regulation of pre-miRNA processing.
GACUUCCGGUUCCGCCGGGGCCCUGCGGCGGCGUAGAGACUAAUGGCGGGGCCCACGGAACUUGCUGGAGGGGUCGUUAAGGAGACCGCAGCGGAAGAGGAACCACGAGUUCUGGAACCUGGGGCCGCCCCGUUCGGAAAUUUUCCUCAUUAUUCUCGCUUCCACCCUCCGGAGCAACGGCUCCGCCUUCUGCCCCCGGAGCUGCUUCGACAGCUCUUUCCUCAGAGUCCCGAGAACGAGCCGAUUCUGGGGCUGGACGUGGGGUGUAACUCCGGGGAUCUGAGUGUGGCUCUGUACAAACACUUCCUUUCCCUACCUGACGGGGAGACCUGCUCAGAUGCCUCAAGAGAACUCCGUCUCCUCUGCUGUGACAUAGAUCCAGUCCUGGUGAAGCGAGCCAAAAAAGAAUGUCCUUUUCCUGAUGCUUUGACCUUUAUCACCCUGGAUUUCAUGAAUCAGAGGACCCGGAAGGUUCUCUUGAGCUCUUUCUUAAACCAAUUUGGACGUUCAGUUUUUGACAUUGGCUUCUGCAUGUCAAUAACCAUGUGGAUUCAUCUGAACCAUGGGGACCAUGGCCUGUGUGAGUUCCUGGCCCAUCUUUCCUCCCUCUGCCGCUACCUCCUUGUGGAGCCUCAGCCCUGGAAGUGUUACCGGGCAGCUGCAAGGCGUCUCCGAAAGCUGGGACUCCAUGAUUUUGACCACUUCCACUCCCUUGCCAUCCGAGGUGAUAUGACCAAUCAGAUUGUGCAGAUCUUGACCCAGGAUCAUGGCAUGGAAUUAAUAUGUUGCUUUGGCAACACCAGUUGGGACAGAAGCCUUCUAUUCUUCAGGGCAAAACAAACCCCAGAGACUCAUCCAAUCCCUGAAUCACUGAUAGAAAAAGGGAAAGAGGCCGGGCACGAUGGCUCACACCUGUAAUCCCA